UGGACAAACCGACGAACCCCAACAACAUUGACAAAACAAAACAAAAACAGGGGAUCUCUUCUCUUCUGUUUUUGGGCUCUUUCCAAAAUCACGAGAACCCUCUCCCAUUCUUUUCUAGAUCCCUGUCUUCCUUCUCCCUUUCUCCUACAUUUAAUUUAUUAUUUUUUCUUUGUUGGCUUUACAUUUAAUUUAUUCUUUCUUCUCCUUUGAGCAAUUCACAAGUGGCUAUGUGCUAUAGCUUAAAUUAUACUCUGGUCUUCUGGAUCAUAAUUCAUCAUCUCUUGUUCUUGUCGUCAUUUGGUCAAUGUAGAGAUUCGAUACUGCCUGAAGAAACCCUCUGAAACAAAGAUCUCAGUUUUCGUUCUCUCUAGAUUAGAGGGUUUCAAGCUCUUACUCUCAGUCUAAUCCCAAUACCCAAAGCCAUGAUUUACCCAUCAGUUUCUACUAAAAAACCCUUUGCAACAGUAAUACCAAAAUUCCAUAAGCCCCCACCAAAGCUCUCUCUCUCCAACUCCAUGUCCAUCCUUUGUUUCCAUCGUCACAAACCUAACAUCAUUAACGAAUCCGCAAAACCCGGAACCCGUUUCAGAGACUCCAUUACUGUGAACCCAAGUCAAUUCUAUUUCAAAAAAAGCGUGAAACAGAGGGGAUACGAGGAGAGAAGAGGAACUUCCUCAGUGAAUAGCCGGCAAAUGUUGCUUUUGUGUGGGUUUGGCUAUUGGAUACAGGGUUUUAGGUGUUUCCCAUGGCUCGCUCUCAACUUCCACAUGGCUCACUACCUUAACAUGCACCCGUCAACAUUGCAGCUGGUGCAAAAUGCCGGUAACCUGCCCAUGGUUGCUAAGCCUCUCUACGGAUUGUUGUCGGAUGUUUUAUAUAUUGGCGGUGCUCGAAGAGUACCUUAUGUUUCCAUUGGAGUUCUUUUGCAGGUCUUGUCUUGGGGGCCAUUAUCACUAAUCCCUGUCGCUGGUGAAUCCCUUCCAACUCUCAUGGCUUGUGUUCUUCUCGGUAAUCUUGGAGCAUCCAUUACAGAGGUUGCAAAAGAUGCUCUUGUUGCAGAGUAUGGCAAAAAACACAAAGUAAAUGGACUUCAGUCUUAUGCAUUCAUGGCUUCAGCUGCGGGUGGAAUUUUAGGCAACUUAAUAGGUGGAUAUUACUUACUGAAAGCACCAUCCAGAACCAUGUUUAUUGUGUUUGCAAUUCUACUUUCUCUUCAAUUUGGGAUUUCUGUGACAACAAGGGAGGAAUCCCCUGGUUUACCACAGCCAUUGAAUGGCUGUCUUGCCAGGAAAUCUUUGUCAGGAAUCAUCAGGAAACAGUUCUGUGGUCUAAUAACAGCUGUUAGUGAGAAGAGUAUUUCCCGCCCUCUAGCUUGGAUUGUGGCUUCUAUUGCUGUUGUCCCAAUUCUUUCAGGUUCUAUCUUUUGCUAUCAAAUGCGGUGUCUACAUAUUGAUGCUUCAGUCAUUGGAAUGUCUCGAGUGAUUAGCCAGUUGGUUCUUCUUUCAACAACUGUUCUUUAUAAUCGUUACUGGAAAAAGGUUUCCAUGAGGAAACUGAUUGGCGCUGUGCAGAUUUUGUAUGCUUCUUCCCUACUUCUGGACCUUGUUUUAGUAAAACAGAUCAAUCUUAGAUUUGGAAUUCCCAAUCAGGCGUUUGCUCUAUGUUUUUCGGGUUUAGCAGAAACUCUUGCACAAUUUAGGCUCCUCCCCUUCUCAGUGCUAUUAGCAAGUUUAUGUCCCAAGGGUUGUGAAGGAUCUCUCACUUCUUUCGUAGCAUCAGUCCUCUGUUUAUCAGCAAUGAUAAGUGGAUUUUUGGGUGUUGGAUUGGCUUCUCUUAUGGGAAUAACAUCCAGUGAUUACUCAAGCCUGCCUAUGGGAAUUCUGGUGCAGUUCCUUGCAGCUUUAAUUCCUUUAGGAUGGAUUCAUUGCAUACCCAUGGCAGAAGCUGUUGCUGAGAAGGAAAAGAAGAGAAGUAUGAGUAAAAGAACUCGAAGAAAUAGAAGGGUUGGAAGAAUGGUUUUUGGUUCAGUUUAUGCUUAUCGGCGCGAGAGAAAAUCUGAGACACAGAGUUGAAGAAGCUAAAUAGUUCUACAGUCAUGUUUUCUUAGAGAACAUGAGAUAGAAGAAAGGAAGCAUUGAAUUUUUCAAGCCCCGUUCAUUGUAUUCAUGCUCAACCAAAGCCCUAAAGAAGGCUCCAUCUCUCAACAUGGGCUCUGAGUUUUGAUUAUCUUGUUUCCACCCCAAUGGUCCUAAGGAAUCUUCAUUUUCAUUGCCAGAAGUGUUGUGGGACACUAUGUGAAAGCCUAAGUGAAGCAGAAGGCAUCUUGAUAAUCUCAAUCGGUCUUGGAAAGAGACCCCUGGCCCUGGCCCCAGGCCCAGGCCCAGGCCCUUGCCCUUCCUGGGAGCUUAGCAGCAGAACGCCUCUCCUGGAGGUUGGGGGAGCAAAAACUAGAAGUGGAUAUCGGUUCCCCUUCAAUUUCACCCAUUUCUUGUAGGCAAUAUCUUUUGGUUAUUUUCUUGAGAUUAGUCCAACAAUACAUUAAGAACCAAGAAGCUGUUUCGAGCAUCUAAUACAUGAGAUCAUGGAUACAUUACAGAGAAA
Molecule: messenger RNA, 2601 nt
Organism: Carya illinoinensis
Lineage: Eukaryota; Viridiplantae; Streptophyta; Magnoliopsida; Fagales; Juglandaceae
Product: probable folate-biopterin transporter 9, chloroplastic
Exons: 3
Coding region: 423-2072 (549 amino acids)
Cellular component (GO): membrane
Source: RefSeq, a predicted model, not a curated record